AUACGUAUACGUAUUUAUAACGUUCUACGCCGUGCUCGACGAAGCAUCUCUGUUGAGUCUGUUACAUUGUGAUAUCGCAAGAUGGAUUGGUCAUGGUUUUCGACGCCUUUUGGGCUAUUACUAACCACUCUGAUCGUCAUCGUGGUCUCGAAAGUUAUCGCCACGAUGAAUCGUAUGUAUUUCUACUGGAAAGGUAAGGGUAUACCUUACAUGCCAAAUUCGUUAUCGUCUGCCAUAAUGGGCUGGAAAAUGUUGGCUGGUCGCUUUCAUUUCACCGAAUGGUGCGAUUAUUUAUACUAUUAUUUCCCGAACGCUAAAUACUUUGGAAUGGUGGAUUUCGCUACGCCUGCCAUACUUCUGCGCGACCCUGAAUUGAUUAAAGACACCAUGGUGAAGGACUUUGAGCACUUUCAAGAUCAUCGCGCGUUCGUUGAUGAAAAUCUGGAACCGUUGUUCGGCAAGGCCGUAUUCUUUAUGCACGGAGAUCGCUGGAAAGAAAUGCGAAAUGUACUGAGCCCUUCUUUCACCGCCAGCAAGAUGAAACUUAUGUUCGACUUGAUAUCGGAUUGCGCCCAUGAUUUCGCCAACUAUUUUGUCGAGCACCCGGAGCUCUGUUCCGAGGUCGAAUUAAAGGGGACAUUCAGACGUUAUACCAACGACGUGAUCGCCACAGCGGCCUUUGGCCUGAGCGUGAAUUCUAUGAAAGAGCAGGACAACGAGUUCUACAUAAGAGGGAUCGAGGCUACCAAAUUCUCGAGUGGAUUUCUCAUGAUGCUCAAGUUCAUAUUUCUACGCUCGUUUCCGAGGUUCUCCAAAAUGAUUGGCCUGACGCUCUUCACAAAUGAGACGUCCACGUUUUUCAGGAAGAUCGUGGCGGAUACCAUUAAAAUGCGGGAGGAGAAAGGUAUUGUCAGACCGGAUAUGAUUCAUUUGCUAAUGCAGGCUCGGGAGAAGGAAGGUACCAGUGCGCAGGUGACGUUAGACGACAUCGUUUCGCAAGCCUUCAUCUUUUUCUUCGCUGGCUUUGACACGUCCUCGACGCUGAUGUGCUUCGUUGCGCACGAAUUGGCGGUACAUCAGGAUAUACAAGAUCGUUUACGCGAGGAGAUAAAGCAAUAUCUCGCCGAAGGAAACGGCAAGAUUUCUUACGACUCGCUGUCGCAGAUGUCUUACAUGGACAUGGUAGUUUCCGAGGCUCUCAGGAAAUAUUCUCCAGUAGUUAUUCUCGAUAGAGUUUGCACCAAGAAAUAUGAACUGCCUCCUGCACAACCAGGUUGUAAGAGUCUAACUAUUGAGCCUGGUACCAUAAUAAUGUACCCUGGUUAUUCUUUACAACGCGAUCCAACUUACUUCCCGAAUCCGGAAAAGUUCGAUCCCGAAAGAUUCAGCGAUGAGAACAAAGACAAGAUUGUACCGUACUCUUAUCUACCAUUCGGUUUGGGGCCUAGAAAAUGUAUUGGCAAUCGAUUCGCCCUUAUGGAGACAAAGAUUCUGCUAGCUCAUCUUUUACAAAAGUUUACUCUAAAGACUACGCCUAAGACGGUUGAACCAAUCGUAUUUAAUAAAAAGGAAUUUGCGUUGCAACCUGUCGGCGGAUUCUGGAUUCGUUUAGAAAAGAGAGAAACGUAAAAUUUUGUAUUACAUUCCGAAACAUGUUAUUUAUUAUAAGUAUAUGUUUGGAAAAAUAUCGCUUUAUUCUUAGCUUUCAAAAUAUUUGAUGUAUACAUCACUUUUGAAAAUAAUUGUGAUAAGAUUUAUUUGCGAUAUGUAUUUACGUUAUCGUAUAAGAUAAAUGACUUUGAAAAUGAAGAAUUCAAGAUGAAUAAUCAAAGUUCUUGUUAAUAACAGAUCAUGUUAAUAACAAAAAAAGAUUAAAUAUCAAAUUAAUUCAUGUAAACAUCUUGACUUACGUAAAUUCUCAAGUCCAUUCGAGCGCUAAUCAUCUUGAAUGGCUUAUAUAAUUUUAUAUUUAUCAAGCAGCUUAGUAGAAACGGCAUCAUUAGAUAAAGUUUAUUGUUAAUGCUUUAUGUAAAAAAAUGUCUUUUAGCGCGCAAACAUGUUUUGCAUUUUUUUAUUUUCAAGAUAAAUUUCUUUUUUUUAUCAAAUCAGAUUAUAUUCUUUGGAAAUUGUCGUAAAAUUACGUGUUUUAUAUAUAUAUAUAUAUAUGUGUAUACAAUAUUACACUUUUAAAUAAAUAUAACAACAUUGAUAAUAGUUGAUGCAAUUCGCUAUGAUAUUGUAUAUCACAUAUGUGCAUUUAUAACAUUUUUAUUACUUUAAUUAAUCAAAAUAUUAAUAAUUUCUUUAAAUGCAUUCAAAUACUUGCAUAAAUAUAUCGACUGUACAGACGUUUAAUACGGGCGUUAAAACAAUUAUGCCAUCAUAUUGAAUCUGUAUCACUCAGUACAACUGUGUCAUUUGUUCAGAACGAGAGCUUAAUAGACAUUUAGCGGUACGAUUGCCUAAUCGACAAAAUUCUCAGUGUUUUAUAAGGAAAAUAACAGCGACAAUAAAUUUGAAUAACAUAAAUUGGAAAAAAUUGCAUACAUAUAUUUCAUAUCUCUGUAUCUCUGCAUUAUCGUAAUAUCAUUAUACUCAGAAAUACAUAGAUUCUCUCCCAAUAUCGGCAUCUUUCUAUAACAUCAGCAUAUGUAAAAAAAAAGUUUCAGAAAAUCGUUCUUAAUUCAUGUAAAAGAUACGUCUCGGUCAUGAAAGAAUGUUUUAUCGAUAAAAUAUAUUUAGUACAACUUUAUACACAAUACCUUUUAAUAAAAUAAAAUUGUAAACAAUUAUCAAUUGAACAGAAAACUAUUUGUCAUGUACUAGUCGAAACAAUCUUCUUGAUGAAUGAAACUAAGAUGAUGUCAUUCUUCCCCUUUGACCGUGAAUUAUACUUAAUUUAAUCUUGAUGCGGAUUUUAAGACGGCGUGUGUUUGCGUGUGUGCGUUUGAUAAACUUCGAGCGUAGACGAUUGUUUAUUAGCGAUUCAUCGAGAUUUCAAUCAAAUAUCAUGCGUUUAAUAAAACUUUGUAAAGUAUUUAAACAAUAGCAAUUGUAUUUAACGAUGUUAAAUUGAUAAAUUUUAUUCUACAAAGCAA
This is a messenger RNA of Pogonomyrmex barbatus (red harvester ant), 3098 nucleotides long. RefSeq names its product cytochrome P450 9e2 pseudogene. The record is from RefSeq and is a predicted model, not a curated record. NCBI's taxonomy places the organism in Eukaryota, Metazoa, Arthropoda, Insecta, Hymenoptera, Formicidae.